This is a messenger RNA of Scophthalmus maximus (turbot), 1362 nucleotides long. It is a transcript of the gene npy, whose product is annotated as neuropeptide Y. Bases 732 to 1031 code for a protein of 99 amino acids. The record is from RefSeq and is a predicted model, not a curated record. Gene Ontology annotation, cellular component: extracellular region. Lineage: Eukaryota; Metazoa; Chordata; Actinopteri; Pleuronectiformes; Scophthalmidae. Gene Ontology annotation, biological process: feeding behavior; neuropeptide signaling pathway. Gene Ontology annotation, molecular function: neuropeptide Y receptor binding; neuropeptide hormone activity. The transcript has 3 exons.
AUGUGCAACAGUGACUGAGCGGUGAACUUAUUAUACUGCAUUAUCCGUCUUAAUGUUCCUCAAGGGGACAUGUUUUGUCUCACUUGUUGAGUAUCCUUAAAUGAAUGUAGCAGCUGGAUUCUUUAAAACAAAAAAAAACACGACCAAAUCUCCAAUUCCUCUUGGUUUUUAUAGAAAAUGAGGCUUAAUAACUCACUCUAUUUUUAGUGUGCGUUGUAAUUUGAAUUGGCUCGUAGCUUUUAAAAAACAUACACACUCAUGACAGCAUCGGCUGUGUGACGUUCACACUCGAGACUCGCUGCUGCGUGUGCGCGGGCACAUGCAGUUCUGACGCGUCCUUCUGCGGCAGCGUCUGGCGCGCACAGAUAUAAAGACCCGGCGCGUCGCCGAGCGCGCAGAAGAGCAGAAGAGACGCAACGGCACCGCGCGUACACACCUCCAUCUGACCUACUGGGAAUUAAUUGUAAGUAUGUUGAUAUUUAAAUCUACAAAACAUUACUGACAUCAACUUAACUUGUCUUACUACCAGACUUGUUGUAAAAGCUGCUCCAAAUGUCCUAAUCACUGGAGCUCUAUCGUUGGAGUUGGAGUUUUGAUUUCUAACUGAUGUGUGGCAAUGACUUUAAAGUUUAACAAUGCAUACACAAUCUCCGCUCGGUAAAUAUAAAAUAAUUUGUAAUUUGUAUAAGUACAUUGGACGAUGGUGAACACUUUUCACUCUGCUCUGCCAGAUGCAUCCUAACUUGGUGAGCUGGCUGGGGACUCUGGGGCUCCUGCUGUGGGCGCUGCUCUGCCUGAGCGCCCUGACCGAGGGGUACCCGGUGAAGCCGGAGAACCCCGGGGAGGACGCCCCGGCGGAGGAACUGGCCAAAUACUACUCAGCCCUGAGACACUACAUCAACCUCAUCACGAGACAGAGGUAUGGGAAGAGGUCCAGUCCUGAGAUUCUGGACACACUGGUCUCUGAGCUGCUGUGGAAGGAAAGCACAGACACGCUUCCACAGUCAAGAUAUGACCCAUCAUUGUGGUGAUGCUGCCAUCGGUGUCGUCUCCACCUCACUUCCCGCCGCCGGGCCCGUCGCUGCCGACAUUCUGACCUCUGCACAUCUGUCCCUCCACAUCCUCCUUUCAACUGACCACCCUGCCUCUGCGCCCUUUUUUCCGCGACGAGCCGCCGCGUAUAUUCAACCCCUCCUCCUCCUCAACCAUCACACACGACGGUCGAAACUGCUUGUAGUAUGUGCCACAAAACUGUAAAUAUUUUAUUCUUAGUUAUCAUCUGUGAAACAUAAAGGGUGAGCAGGGGAGAGAUAUGUUUUGUUUGUAUUGUAUACCUGUGCUAUUAAAUAAUCAUUGUUUGAA